This is a messenger RNA of Schistosoma intercalatum, 1273 nucleotides long. Lineage: Eukaryota; Metazoa; Platyhelminthes; Trematoda; Strigeidida; Schistosomatidae. The record is from the annotation of a GenBank genome assembly.
CUCAAUCCACGAGCAACUACCUUGGAUCUGAUUGGCUUCCUCAAACUUACCUGAAGGACGGUAUAUAGUCAGAUAACUACUUCAUUGUUGUGCAAAUGCAAGCAUGUCCAUUAAAUUCCAAAGAUUUGUUAAAAUUACGAUGUCGAUUUCGUACUGGACAGUAUACUUUGAGUGAUUUAACUUCUGAUUCAACCAUCAAUGAACUACUUCAAACAAUUACCUCACUUGUAGGUGUUACACAAUCUCGUAUAUCACUUUAUUAUGGUUAUCCUCCCCAAAAGUUGGAUUGUAGCAUUUCAAGUCUUAGUAAACAUCUCUGGGAGAUCCCUCUUCGUUCGGGUGACAUGCUUACUGUUGAUGUAACGGAAGAAAAACCAACAAAUGUCAACUCACAAACUGUAAAUCAUCAACCUCAUGAACAUGAAAUAGUCACUAAUAAACAAUCUGAAUCACAUAUUGUCCGAUUAUCUGCACCAUCUGAUAAUUCUUGUCUAUUUACAAGUGUUCUUUUCUGUAUGAAUAAUGAAGACAAUCAUUUAAAAAUUGGUGCAGAGGUUGUAACAAAUAUUGCUGAAGUCAGUAAUUUAAGAGAAUUAAUUUCCGGUAUUGUGUUAAGCGAUCCAGUCAAGUAUUCUGAAGCAUUCCUCGGGAUGUCAAAUGAACAAUAUUCACUUCAAAUUAGACAAUCAGAUAAAUGGGGUGGAGGUAUUGAAGUAUCAAUUUUAUCACAAUUAUAUAAAAUUGAAAUAUGUAUUGUAGAUAUUGAAUCAUGUCGAAUUGAUCGUUUUGGUGAAGAUCAAAAUUAUCCUAAAAGAAUUUUAUUAAUUUAUGAUGGUAUACAUUAUGAUCCAUUAGCACAAGAAUGUCCAAAUCGUAAUUGUUUAAUAACUGUAUUUUCAUCAAAUAAUGAUUCAAUUCUUUUUGAAGCUCAACAAUUAGCAUCAAAAGCUCGUGCUGAAUGGGCAUUCACUGAUCUUUCAUCAUUUACAUUACUUUGUCGACAAUGUGAUGCACCAUUAAUUGGUCAAGAAGCUGCACAAAAACAUGCUCAAUUAACAGGUCAUACACAAUUUAGAGAAAUUUUACAUUAAAAAUAUCAAUUUAAUUGAAGUAUAUUCAAUAUAAUUGUUACAUAUCUAGACUGUUGCUUUGUUCUUCUCCCCCCCUCCCCCUCUCUCUCCCCUUUUCUGAUAGUAUUACAAAUUGAAUGUAAAAUAAAUGAUUUGUUUCGCUCAAUGUAUUCGCUUUAGUUUUCUCUCUGUUUUCUUUUUUU